CCUCCGUCAGAUUCCUCGUAUCCCGGUAAUCUCGCCAGUUGCCAAACGGUGGCUGAACUUCCCUAUGGGGAGAGUGGUGCCCUGCAGCCAGCCGCCCGCAUCAGCCACUUGACACCGGUUCUCCUGAGCGACAUCUUAGCCCAUCUGGACCUGCAUUCCCAAAUGACGGCCCAACGUGUAUGCGCUCUAUGGCAGUUGCUGCUGGGCAGUCCGCGCAUGGCGGACCACAUCACUAUUACCAUGGACCGCUGCUGGCAGCUGCAGGUAGACAGCAACAACUGCUAUAAACUGGCAGCGCUUCUCGUCCAGACACUUUCUCCCACCACGAUCAGUCUCACCUUCCUCAACGCCAUGCCCACGGAGCGCACCUCCUUUUUACUAAACAUUCUAGACCGCAUACCGACCAGGCUGUUGUUGGUGGGAUUCCGCGACCAGACGGUCAAUUCCCGACACGGGAGCAUGGCGGGGCGGGAGGAGCAGCGACUGCAGCACACGGCACCACUGGUGCCGUUGCUGUACCAGCGCAACUGCCGUUUCUUAGCGCUGUACAACUGGACCGUGUCCGGCCUGUUUGGAUUCGCAGCGUACGAAGUGUUUCACGGCGCGGAUUUUGUCGUCCGUCGCCUGCCGGAACACGAGCAGAAGCUGAUGAAACAUCUGCCACCGACGUCGCCUGCACUGCGCAUUGACCAGAUGUCCAUCCGCAUUCCGCGGCUGCUUCUGCGCUGCAGCGACGGCACGAUGCACCUGACCAGUCGCUACAUGUGCGCCCUCAGCGAACACUACCCGCCGACCACCGAGGAAAUGCUGGCAAAGGUCAAGGCGGUGUAUGCGCGUUGGGUGCGCAGUCAGGAGUAUCCGGAUGAGUGGCAGACCAUUCGCCAUUAUCUUUCUGUGUUCAGCGGUUUCAAUGCCGACGGCAGCCCGCGACUGUGGCAGGAAGUUUACUUACGGCUACUGGAUGUGUCCACACUGAGCAAGCUCGCCAUCUACAUAUAA
Molecule: messenger RNA, 999 nt
Organism: Paramacrobiotus metropolitanus
Lineage: Eukaryota; Metazoa; Tardigrada; Eutardigrada; Parachela; Macrobiotidae
Exons: 4
Coding region: 163-999 (278 amino acids)
Source: RefSeq, a predicted model, not a curated record